AUGCAGCGGGCCAACGACGCCUGCAAGUGCAAUGGCUGGAAGGAACCCAACCCGCCCACCGCCCCCCGCAAGGGACCGCACCUGAGCGAGCCGUGCCGGAGCUGCAGCCAUGCCCUAGCGGACCACGUGUCCCACCUGGAGAACGUCUCCGAGGAGGAGAUUAACCGGCUGCUGGGCAUGGUGGUGGACGUCGAAAACCUCUUCAUGUCCGUGCACAAGGAGGAGGACACGGACACCAAGCAGGUGUAUUUCUACCUGUUCAAGCUCCUGAGGAAAUGUAUCCUGCAGAUGAGCCAGCCUGUAGUUGAGGGGUCCCUGGGGAGCCCCCCGUUUGAGAAACCGAACAUUGAACAGGGAGUCUUGAACUUUGUCCAGUACAAGUUCAGCCACCUGCCACCCAAGGAGCGGCAGACCAUGUACGAGCUCUCAAAGAUGUUCCUGCUCUGUCUCAACUACUGGAAGCUGGAGACGCCUUCCCAGUUCCGCCAGCGCUCCCAGAAUGACGAUGUGGCUACCUACAAGGUCAACUACACGCGGUGGUUGUGCUACUGCCACGUGCCGCAGAGCUGCGACAGCCUUCCCCGCUAUGAGACCACGCACGUCUUUGGGCGCAGCCUCCUCAAGUCCAUCUUCACGGUCACCCGCCGGCAGCUCCUGGAGAAGUUCCGGGUUGAGAAGGACAAGCUAGUGCCAGAGAAGCGGACGCUGAUCCUCACCCACUUCCCCAAGUUCCUGUCCAUGCUGGAGGAGGAGAUCUAUGGGGAGAACUCGCCUAUCUGGGAGGCUGAUUUCACAGUCCCUGCCACAGAAGGUGGCCAGCUGGUGUCUCGCCCAGCCGCGGUCAGCACCGUUGCUGUGCCCGCUGCUCCUCUCUUCAGCAAGAAGCUCAGCAACAGCAGCUCGUCAGCAAACAUGGAUUCCAGCACCCCGGAGCCUCUGCCAGGUGAGAAGAGGAAGCUGCCUGAGAGCCUCACGCUGGAAGAUGCCAAACGGAUUCGGGUCAUGGGCGAUAUUCCCAUGGAGCUGGUGAACGAGGUCAUGCUGACCAUCACAGACCCCGCGGCCAUGCUGGGCCCCGAGACCAGCCUGCUGUCAGCAAACGCAGCGCGGGACGAGACCGCCCGGCUGGAGGAGAGACGCGGCAUCAUCGAGUUCCACGUCAUCGGCAACUCGCUCUCGCAGAAGUCCAACAAGAAGAUCCUGAUGUGGCUGGUGGGUUUGCAGAAUGUCUUCUCGCACCAGCUGCCCCGCAUGCCCAAGGAGUACAUCACCCGCCUUGUCUUCGACCCGAAACACAAGACCCUGGCUCUGAUUAAGGAUGGCAGAGUGAUCGGCGGGAUCUGCUUCCGGAUGUUCCCGACCCAGGGGUUCACAGAGAUAGUCUUUUGCGCUGUGACAUCAAAUGAGCAAGUGAAGGGGUACGGGACACACCUCAUGAACCACCUGAAGGAGUACCACAUCAAGCACAACAUCCUGUACUUCCUCACCUACGCCGAUGAGUAUGCCAUCGGCUACUUCAAGAAGCAGGGCUUCUCUAAGGACAUCAAGGUCCCCAAGAGCCGCUACCUGGGCUACAUCAAGGACUAUGAGGGGGCAACCCUGAUGGAGUGUGAGCUGAACCCCCGGAUCCCCUACACCGAGCUCUCCCACAUCAUCAAGAAGCAGAAGGAGAUUAUCAAGAAGUUAAUUGAGAGGAAGCAAGCGCAGAUCCGCAAGGUCUACCCUGGCCUCACCUGCUUCAAGGAGGGUGUGCGGCAGAUCCCUAUUGAGAGCAUCCCUGGCAUUCGGGAAACAGGAUGGAAGCCUUUAGGAAAGGAGAAGGGAAAAGAGCUGAAGGAUCCGGACCAACUUUACAACACCCUGAAGAACCUUCUGGCCCAGAUCAAGACCCACCCCAGCGCCUGGCCCUUCAUGGAGCCUGUGAAGAAGUCGGAGGCACCGGAUUACUACGAAAUCAUCCGCUUCCCCAUCGACCUGAAAACCAUGACGGAGCGCCUGAAGAAUCGCUACUACGUCACCAAGAAGCUGUUCAUCGCCGACCUGCAGCGCAUCAUCACCAACUGCCGCGAGUACAACCCGCCCGACAGCGACUACUGCAAGUGUGCCAACACGCUGGAGAAGUUCUUCUACUUCAAGCUCAAGGAAGGGGGGCUCAUUGACAAGUAGAGGAGCCCACCUGGCUUCUCC
Molecule: messenger RNA, 2187 nt
Organism: Tinamus guttatus (white-throated tinamou)
Lineage: Eukaryota; Metazoa; Chordata; Aves; Tinamiformes; Tinamidae
Source: RefSeq, a predicted model, not a curated record